AUGUUUGAAGGGCUGCUGACUGUGGCGGUGCUCAUUAGUUCCGUACUGAGCGCGGCGAGCGUCUGUCCGCACGAGAGCGGCUACCGGAAAUGGUCAAACCUCGGCGGAUGGACCGGCGGAAAGCCGACGGCCGGCUCUAACGUGAUGAUCAGCGACUCGGUCAUCGUUGACGAGGACACUCCCGGGUUUUAUAACGUCACCAUUGCUGCUUCCGGCGCUCUGACGUUUGACCCGAAAGUUGACCUUCAGUUUCGAGCGGCGAACAUCAUCGUCAACGGUCGUUUUGAGAUUGGUAGCGAAGACUGCCCUUACACCGGCAACCUCGAGAUAACACUGACUGGAACGCGCGCGGACCACGCGGGCGAACGGGACCCCAAAGCCAUCCUGGUGACGUCAGGGGGCACCAUUGAGAUCCACGGAGAGCCCAAGCGCGCCUGGACCAAGCUACAGGGGACGCUUCUUCCGGACAAUAAAAACAAGGCCAUUCUUUAUGACCAUGAGAUAAACGGUACAGAGAACACAUGGACCAACGGUAUUGGAGCGUACACCGUGGCUCUGAGAGGAGACUCCUAUGAAAUUUUGAAGUGGGGAAUCUACAAUCUGCGCUCAAACAGUCAACAGCUGGCGGCGCACAUCAACAGCGUUCAAGUCGGAGAGAUCCUGAUGAUGGCUAGCCAGAAGCGGAUUGACGUCGACGUCAACCAAACCGACCGCUUCCUCGUAUACGACGCGCUCGAGACGCUGGUUUCCGGUGAGCGAACAGGGAAGUCCAUUCUUCGGUCGAUGGACAAAAGUGACGGAAGAACGUGGGCAUUCAUCAUGCAGAAAGGAAACCAGGGCAGCGUUCAGGAGACCAGUAACAACCAGGGCAUCACAUCCCAAACCGUUUUCCAAGCGCCCAACGGCCUCGUUCUUAUGUCUGAGACCAAGGGCACCAAGGACUUUUUUAACCAGGGCGACAACUUCCGGAUUGCCUCUAGCCUGGACGGCGUAUACCCGCGCGUCACAGUUAUUGAUGACGUAACCACGUGGCUGCCAGGUGACAAGGUCGCCAUAGCAACCACGGACUACGAUCCGAUCCAGACUGAGGAGACGCAGAUAGUUUUCUGUGGGGACUGUCUACACAACCAGUUCCGGAUAAACAGGCGUCCCGUGUACACGCACUACGGUGAGAUUGUGGCCGGAAGUGUCGACAUGAGGGCGGAAGUGGCUAUGCUGACCCGGAACGUCGUUAUCCGCGGAGCGAUGGAGGCGGUGUGUCCGCAGAACAACGGAAACUGCAAUGACUCGAUCGUAAACGGACUCGAUACGUUCGGAGCGCAUAUCAAGAUCCUACGUGGCUUCGCAAAUGCCCGGAUGUCCAAUUUUGAGCUCCGCCAGGCCGGUCAGCAGACGGAUUUGGGCCGCUACCCGAUACACUUCCACAUGACGUUCAACAAGACUACGUCUGCCGCCGUGCCUUACAUCCGGUCUGUCAGCAUCCACAAUACGUUCGCCAGAUGCAUCACGAUACACGGUUCCCAUGGCAUAAUGGUUAAGGACAACGUGUGCUAUCGACCCAUGGGCCACGGUUUCUUCCUGGAAGACGGCGGUGAGAUGAACAACGUAUUCGACGGCAACCUGGCCAUGGAUGUCCUAAAGGGAACGCUGGAACCUGCAGACAAAACUCGCCCAUCUGGAUUCUGGAUGACGAACCCCAAGAACUCCUUCGUGAAUAACGUGGCGGCGGGCGGUAACGGUAAUGGCAUUUGGUUCGUAUUCCCGGACACGCCACUUCCGCCCUCGAGGGAACUCAUUCAGCAGGAGGGACUAAUGACAACGGGGGAGGCUAAACGGACCAUGAUAUCCGUCUUUGAGAACAACCUGGCUCACUCGCAGGCAGGGUUUGGUAUCCUGAUUGGCAACUCUCUUAAGGAUGACCGCACCACGCACUGCUGCAACAUGUGGCAACCUCUUGUUGACCCCAAGAACAACAAGUCGGCUGAGCUACAAAUACCCCUUCGGCGGAUCACAGGCUACAAGAACAGGAAUUUCAAUGUUUGGAUCGAAGGCGGGCUUCUGGACGUGUCUCGUGUGUCCGAGGGUCAGCAGUUUCAGAGGGCGGGAAAGUUAAGCCGUUCAGUCGUGAUUGGUCAGAGCCCUAACAAGGGUGUGCCUAUCUUUGCGGGUUUGGACCACAGCCUUCCAUUCACAUGGAGUCCGAAUGCCGUGCAGACCGGGAUCACGAUGUGGAAGGGACCCACCAAAUUCAGCGACAUCUGGCUUGAUAGCUUCACCUCCAACAGCGUGUACGAUAUCGCUGCCAUCGGCAAGAAUCGCAAUUCACCUUAUUUCUUCUCCGUCCUGACCGAGUUCACAAAUAUCAGUUUCGCGUUUGACGAUCAGACAGGUGGUGGAACAUAUGCCAUUUCGGGAAGUAAGACCAACCGCGGUUGGGAGCUCAAUCGUGACGGAGAGCAGAUUUCCGGGUUCACUUUAAAUACCCAGCAGAACGGACAUGCCGUCAAGUAUUACGUGGUGAAACCCGAUCCUCUCUCGGCGGCCGCUGCGGAUUGCAAGCUCCGUCCGAACUGGCGUCUGGCAAUGUGCAAGACCAAAUAUGGAAACCUUCGAUACACCGGUUUAACGGACGAUACAAUGAAGGUACAAUUUGUGCGGGACCAGAUCCCCAGCGCCCAACUGCAGUUCGAAAUGAAGACGGGCACGGGGCCGCAGGUCGUACUGGACGGCAGCAGCACAUACACAGUCCACUUUACGCCUUUCACGAGAGACGUCGUGCAGUUCAAGGUUCCAGGGAUGGAAAGAGGCGACGUUCUGCGAGUGGGUGUGUGCACUCCCCGAGGGGCCGCGUUCGACCUGCAGUCAUUUUUCCCGUACUCCCUCAAUGGAAAGGGCAAGUUUACAGUGGUUAGCUCCCUUGCUGAGCUCGACCGUACGGACCCCUUGUUCGAUGGCAAGAAAUACUACUACGAUGCGACUACCGGCAUGAUCUACUACAAAUUCAUCAACACGCAGACUCGCAACCCCGACGAGGAUCAGGAAUGUAACAACGGCAGUUGCCCGGAAUUCCGCGUGAUCAUCAGUUCUGGUAACAGGAAUGAUAGCGACUGCAGGGCGAGGAUUUACACCAGCAACCAGCUGAGCAUGGCGGUGCCAACUCUGCCUGAGUUCAAUGACGUCAUGCCUGCCAAUAGCGACAAAACUGCUCCAGAGGGUUACGGUGCGGGUCCUAUGGCGCCGUUCCGGGCAGACGUGAAUGGUGGAUGGUCAGAGUGGCAAACGUGGUCCGCGUGCAGUCGAACAUGCGGAGAGGGAAGCCAAUACCGACUCCGGAAAUGCAACAAUCCUCUUCCGGAAGGAAACGGCGCCCCAUGUGUAGGACUAAAUGCCGAGACACGUGUGUGUCAGCUCCGUUUCUGUGCUAUUAAUGGCGAAUUCUCCGACUGGACUGCAUGGAGUGCGUGCUCGGCGUUGUCUAGCAACGACGGCACCUACAAGUGCAGCGGGAUAUCAGAGAGGACACGUGCUUGUGACGCCCCACCCACCCAGUAUGACGGUGAAUUGUGUGAAGGGUCCAGCCGUGAAAUAAAACCCUGCAGACUUUGUAAUAACUAGAUUUAAUCCAGCGAGAAAUCUGUUCUGUAGCAUUGGACAAAUCAAGGACAAACUUGUCAACAAUAGUAUUCGACAAAAAUGAAAUAAUUAUAAACUAACAAUAUCCUUAACAUUUUUUGCAUUUUUUUGUAAAUCUUCAUAAUAGUUAAUAAAAAAUAUGAAACUA
Dreissena polymorpha is the source of this 3781-nucleotide messenger RNA. Its product is annotated as cell surface hyaluronidase-like. The record is from RefSeq and is a predicted model, not a curated record. The transcript is spliced from 23 exons. Bases 1 to 3615 code for a protein of 1204 amino acids. NCBI's taxonomy places the organism in Eukaryota, Metazoa, Mollusca, Bivalvia, Myida, Dreissenidae.